AUGAAGUUGUAUUGCUUAAGUAGUGAACCUACUAAGCCAUGUUUGGUGUUGAGUUUCAAAGGAAUAACAUUAAUGUUAGAUUGUGGAUUGAAUAUGCAAUCAAUAUUAAAUUUUAUGCCAAUGCCGAUGGUACCAAGUGCCAAAUUUAAUGCAUUACCUAAUUGGCUUCCAAGGGAUAAUCAUCAAGACUGGCAAAUGGAAGGGGAAUUGAAAGAGUGCUGUGGUAGAGUCUUUGUAGAUGCAACUCCUGAAUUUUCUCCACCUUUGGAGAAGAUUGUUGAUUUCUCAGAAAUCGAUGCAAUUUUAAUAUCGAAUUAUAUGUGCAUGCUUGCACUGCCCUUUAUCACAGAAGGUACUGGGUUCAAAGGCAUUAUCUUUGCUACAGAACCCACAUUACAAAUUGGUCGGUUCUUCAUGGAGGAGCUUGUUGAAUUUAUAGAACAAACGCCUAGAGCAACACAGGCUCAACAGUGGAAAGAAAUGCUACAUGUUUUACCACCUCCGUUAGCCGAUGCUUUGAAACCAAAAUCCUGGAAGCAAAUAUACUCGAUAGCUGCAGUUAACUCUGCACUGGCUAAUAUCCAGAUGGUUGGCUAUGACCAAAAAUUGGAUAUAUAUGGUGCUUUAACAGUUACCCCUAUUAGCUCUGGAUACUGUCUAGGUAGUAGCAAUUGGCUUAUCUCAUGUGACCAUGAGAAAGUAGCCUUUGUCAGUGGAUCUUCAACGUUAACAACACAUCCAAGACCGAUGGAACAGACAACUUUAAAACAUGCCAACAUGUUAAUACUAACUGGCUUGACACAGACUCCAACAGCUAAUCCAGAUACCAUGCUCGGAGAAUUAUGCAUGACUGUAGCUAUGACUUUACGAAGUGGUGGCUGCGUUUUAAUUCCAUGCUAUCCAUCUGGCGUUGUUUAUGAUCUAUUUGAGUGCCUGAGUACCCAUCUAGACAAGUCAGGAUUCACACAGGUUCCUUUGUUCUUCAUAUCACCCGUAGCAGAGUCAUCAUUAGCUUACUCAAAUAUAUUAGCAGAAUGGCUCUCCACAAAUAAGCAGAACAAGGUGUAUCUACCAGAAGAACCAUUUCCUCACGCCUUCCUAGUUAAGAAUGCAAGACUUAAACAUUUUACAUCAACCUAUGCUGAAGGUUUCAGUACAGAUUACAGACAGCCCUGUGUUGUCUUCUGUGGUCAUCCUAGUCUAAGGUUUGGUGAUGCCGUUCAUUUUGUCCAGCUCUGGGGAAAUAAUCCUCAACAUACAAUCAUUUUUACUGAACCUGAUUUUCCCUAUUUGGAUGCUCUGGCACCGUUUCAGCCGCUAGCAAUGAAAGCUGUACACUGUCCUAUUGACACUUCCUUAAAUUUUACUCAGGCGAAUAAGUUGAUACGCGAUUUGAAACCUGAAAAUCUUGUUGUUCCUGAAUGUUAUACACAGCCACCGAUAACAGCUCCACACAGAGCGGAUUUGGUUAUUGAACCCGUGGGCGAUAAACAAUUGAUAACAUUUAAACGUGGUGAGGUAAUAAAGUUGCCUUUGAAAAGAAAAAAGGGUAGAGUCUUUAUAGAGCCGGAGUUAGCCAGUAAUAUUAUUCCUAGUGAAAUAAGACCAGGUUUGAGUUUGGCAUCCGUAACUGGAGAACUCGAGGUGAAGGACAACGUUUACACAAUUAAGCCUCUCACAAAAACGGCAGAUGAAAAAGCUGGUACGAAACGAAAAGCUUCCAGUGGUUCACCAGUUCCUUUGAAAGAAGAUGUUCUCAAGGAACGUAAACACGAGUACGGUAAUUUGGAUCCGCAGGAAUUACUACAGAAACUCAGCCAGGAAGGUAUCCAAGGAGCAAAAUUGCAACACAGUCCUACCUCGACCAGCAUUCACUUGCAAGAUGAAGAUACCUUAAUUCAAAUAGGAGAUAAUUCAACACACAUCUUCUGCAAUGGGGAUCAGAAGCUUCGGCGACGACUCAGAUUAAUAAUACUACAGUGUCUUAAACAAUUUUAAUUAAAAUAAGUCUUUUUUUUAAUAAAAACAAAAUCAGAUAGGA
Molecule: messenger RNA, 2041 nt
Organism: Cephus cinctus (wheat stem sawfly)
Lineage: Eukaryota; Metazoa; Arthropoda; Insecta; Hymenoptera; Cephidae
Gene: IntS9
Product: integrator complex subunit 9
Exons: 10
Coding region: 1-1998 (665 amino acids)
Biological process (GO): snRNA processing
Cellular component (GO): integrator complex
Source: RefSeq, a predicted model, not a curated record